ACACAGAAAACACUACUAUAAAAUCCCUGCUCUCUCUCUCUCUCUGCGUGCAAGCGAAGGAGAAGGUGACUAAAACCCUGCUCCCCUGUGACAUUGGCAGGAGGAGUUGAGAUGGCCGUAGACAAGAAUAAGCUCGAAGAAGAAGCAACUAUUCUUCGCUUCUACAAAAUAGUUCUCAGUUGGGAUUAUCUACGCCUCCUCACACAAUCCGGUAAGAAAAAUAGCAAGAACAUUGGGGAUGGAAGUGAUUUGGGACUGAAGCACGUCAAGGAUACGUACAAGGAUGUCGAUGAGUAUCUUGCGACAUUUGAACCGCUUUUGUUUGAAGAAGUUAAAGCUCAGAUCCUCGAAGGAAAAGAUGACGAAGAAAAAGCAGAAUGGAAGUUUGUGGUGCCAAUCAAAUGUAGUGAGGCAGAUGGGUUUCACUUGCUUACAUUUAUACUUGAAGAUGUUGAGUCAGUAAAACUGAAUGAUCUGUUACUGCUUUCAGAAAAGCAGUUUGGAGAUGGUACUACUAAGCUCCCAACUAAGUACGCGUUUGGGCUGGUUGAGAAUCGUCAUGAUAUUUUAGGUCAAGUUACAGUUAGACUGCAAUUAAGAGGCGAGGUAAAACAGCUAAAUGCGGAUGACGUUGAACCUUGUCCAAGGUUGUUGAAUAUGCGUUCUCUUGUUUCUGAAGAAAGCAAAAGCAAAUCAUUAAACAUUCUGAAGAUUUGCAGUUUAUCAACUAUUGUUCGAGAAUAUGUCGCUCUGCGGUCAAUUAGCUCCCUCCCAUUCAAAGAUCUGAUACUAGCAGCUUCUGAAAGGAAUUAUACCUCUGAAGAUCAGGCCUGGGAGAUUCCCAGACCCCUCAUGGAGUCCAUUGAAAGCAAUCACAAUAAAUCACAACUGGACGCCAUACGUGUAGGUGUUUCUCGUAAACGACUUGUUCUCAUACAGGGUCCCCCUGGAACUGGAAAAACGCAAACUAUUCUUGGGCUCCUAAGUGCCAUCUUACAUGCAACUCCAGCAAGAGUAAAUUCAAAGGGCAAAUUACGAGGAACUAAACAAGGACCUGAAUUUCCCAUUCAGGAAAAAUACAACCACUGGGAGAAAGCGUCUCCAUGGUUAAGUGGUACCAAUCCCAGAGAUGCAAAGAUGCCCGAAAAUGGUGAUGACGGGUUUUUCCCCACCUCCGGCAAUGAGCUGAAACCAGAAGUGGUUAAUUCCAGUCGCAAGUAUCGUGUCCGCGUUCUGGUAUGUGCUCCAUCAAACUCUGCUCUUGAUGAGAUUGUGUUGCGCCUACUAAACACUGGUAUACGUGACGAAAAUAACCGUGCAUACAACCCUAAAAUCGUGCGUAUCGGUCUCAAACCGCAUCAUUCUGUCCAGACAGUCUCCAUGGAUUACCUUGUGGAGCAAAAACUUGCCGGCGUAGAUUUUCAGACCAGCGAUAAGCACAAACAUGGAGGGUCAGGAAGGGAGAGAGAUAGUAUUCGUGCUUCUAUUCUGGAUGAAGCAGCGAUUGUUUUCUCCACUCUCAGUUUCAGCGGUUCAGUUCUUUUCAGUAAAUUAAAUCGCGGUUUUGAUGUUGUUAUAAUAGAUGAAGCUGCCCAAGCUGUGGAACCAGCUACCCUCGUUCCAUUGGCCAAUGGAUGCAAGCAACUAUUUCUGGUUGGUGAUCCGGUUCAACUUCCAGCAACUGUAAUUUCUCCCAUUGCUGAGAAAUUUGGGUAUGGAAUGAGCCUGUUCAAGAGAUUCCAGAGAGCCGGCUAUCAAGUAUCGAUGCUGAAGACCCAAUACCGCAUGCAUCCUGAGAUAAGAAGCUUUCCUUCACGAGAAUUCUAUGAUGGGGAACUGGAGGACGGGCCAGAUGUUGUAAACCAGACAAAACGUUCAUGGCACGACUACCGUUGCUUUGGACCGUUUUGCUUCUUUGAUAUACACGAGGGGAAAGAGUCCCAACCCUCGGGCAGUGGUUCUUGGGUUAAUGAAGACGAGGUUGAUUUUGUUCUUGCCAUGUAUCAUAAAAUGGUGACUAGGUAUCCGGAGCUUAAAUCAAGUUCUCGGCUUGCAAUUAUAUCUCCUUAUAGGCACCAAGUUAAGAUCUUCCGUGAUCGCUUUCGGAGUACUUUUGGAGUAGAGUCGGACAAAGUGGUGGACAUUAACACUGUGGAUGGGUUCCAGGGACGAGAAAAGGAUGUCGCAAUCUUUUCAUGUGUUAGGGCAAGCAAAGAGAAGAGCAUUGGGUUUGUGGCUGAUUUUCGCAGAAUGAAUGUUGGGAUAACCAGAGCAAGGUCUUCUGUCCUGGUUGUGGGUUCUGCAUCAACUUUGAAGAAAGAUAAGCACUGGCAAAGCCUAGUGGAGAGUGCUGAGCAGAGAAAUUCUCUCUUCAAGGUUUCCAAGCCCUACAGGGAGUUUUUCAGCGACGAGAACAUCAAAUCCAUGGCGGUGAAGGUUCUUAUGCCAGAAAAGACAGAAGCUCCAUCUGACGAAAUGGAAGUUCAGGCAGCCGUGCCUAUCUAUGGUAACUCAGGUGACAUGGACCAGGAGCCUGCCGAUGACCCCUACGGCGAUGGCGAUGGCGAUGCAGAUGGGUACGAUAUGGGUGAUGGCGAAGACUAAAUCCAAUUUUGUCGACAAUCAAAUCAUCUGGUGGGCUGCUAAUUGGCAAUCAAUUAAAGAAAUUAUGGUAACGAUCAUGAUAGAUCUUCUGUUUGUUGGAUUUCCCAUGGUUGCAAGCUCUGUAGACUGUGGAACAGAUGUAUUUAUCUGAACAACGAGCAAAAUGCCAAUUCUAUUUUAGGCUUCUUGCUGUCUGUCCAAGAAGUUGGCCUUUUAAUCCAAGACUUUUCAACUAUAGUGCUUUUUGUCCGUUUCCUUGUAAUUUCUUCAUCUUGGCUUGAAGAAUCGAAAGUACCGUUAGAAUUACCAUUGACAUCGGAUCAAAAAAAAAAUACUAUUGACAAGAAA
Messenger RNA from Rhododendron vialii, 2952 nucleotides. Its product is annotated as probable helicase MAGATAMA 3. The transcript has 20 exons. Lineage: Eukaryota; Viridiplantae; Streptophyta; Magnoliopsida; Ericales; Ericaceae. Bases 112 to 2604 code for a protein of 830 amino acids. The record is from RefSeq and is a predicted model, not a curated record. Gene Ontology annotation, molecular function: helicase activity.